CUUAGCGUAUCAGCCGCGCAGUUUUGCCGGUGGUCACUGGAUGAAACGCUCAGAGUAAUAAUACUAAACUUGUAACUCGGACCAAAAUUCGUAUCUUCGUGAUAAGCCAAGAACAUACCUUGUUAGUUUUUCUUGGUAUAUCAUGAUAAUACCUAUCUUUGGACUCGGAGAUUUCAAAUUAGUAAUUACGUUUAUUUGCGUUUUUUUCGUUGUACUUUUUUUUGAUGAUUUAAGUUUAAUACAUUUAAAAAUCUGGCAAAAUCUAUAAUAUCUUAGUUCGGGAUUUGCAGCUGUCUAGGCUUUCAGGAAAACAUGAAUUUCAGUAACUUACAUAAUAUGGCUAAACACAUUGAUUUGCAAGUGAAAACAUUGGAAACGAAAGUGGCUAAUCCGAUGGGUAUGAUUUAUUCAAACAACUCUAAUCAAGGCGUGAAAAUACUUUCAAUGUUAAAAGACAUGUCAGAUGAUAUUGAGAAAAAAAAGACUAAUAUUGAGCAAAAAGUACUAGAAGAAAAUACUAAUUGGGCAGCAAUGGUAGAGGAUUACAAUUCCGUAGCAAAAUUCAUAUCGGAUGUCAAUGGCAAAUUAAAUGAAUAUGAAAAUACUUGGGCUGCACAAUAUCCAAACUACAAGCCGUUUGUGUCAUACAAUCACAAUGAAUCCGUAGGAGUUGAAACAGAAUUUCAAGAACUCGAUCUUCAAGAAGAAAAACACAUCGACGAUCAAUCAUUCCAUGAUAGCAGUUUGUGUAACAUCACAAUGUCGUAAUGAUUUGAAAGACAACAUUUUAAAUUUUCAUUGAAUAUAUGUACGUAAUGGUAAAAAGUUAUUAGUUAAUAAUACAAUCAGUACGACAACUUGUUAUUAUAUCAUCCACCAAUCGCCAUCUUUGUCCAAUUUAUUGUUUAUUAUUUACACAUACUAGUGAGAUGACGUAUAAUCUGUGUCAACCCUUCCCAAUAAACCGCUCAACUAGCAUACUACUCUCAGUCAAUGUCUAAUUCUUGUCUAUAAAUAACUGUAUUAAGUAUUAGUCACUGUGUAGGUCAAGUCUGCCAGACUCGAGUGCUUUAACAAAAAUGUUAAAAAUUUUUUUUUUAUAAAAUGUAGAAGAUUUGGUUCAAAAAAUUCUAAUUUUUUUUAAUUUUCUUUUGUAAUUGUUAUAAAAUAUAUGCAAGUGUAUGAAGUAAAAUUGUAAUCAUAUUUGAAAAAAUAAAGUUUUAUCAAAAAGA
Adelges cooleyi (spruce gall adelgid) is the source of this 1232-nucleotide messenger RNA. RefSeq lists its product as uncharacterized. The transcript has 3 exons. Bases 313 to 768 code for a protein of 151 amino acids. NCBI's taxonomy places the organism in Eukaryota, Metazoa, Arthropoda, Insecta, Hemiptera, Adelgidae. The record is from RefSeq and is a predicted model, not a curated record.